Messenger RNA from Habropoda laboriosa, 1369 nucleotides. Its product is annotated as methyltransferase-like protein 25. Lineage: Eukaryota; Metazoa; Arthropoda; Insecta; Hymenoptera; Apidae. The record is from RefSeq and is a predicted model, not a curated record. The transcript is spliced from 4 exons. The coding region runs from base 50 to 1300 and encodes 416 amino acids.
GAUAACAUAUUAUGCUUGAUGAAUAUGAAAGUUGAUAAAUAGUAGAAUUAUGUACGAUAAACACUUUGAUGAAAUUAUACAGUUUAUCCAUGCCUACGAGGAAUUAAUAAACUGUCAUAUAGUUGAUUUUAUUACUGAAAAUUUAUGGGUGACAUGUUUGCCAGAAGUUUUAAGAACAGAACUGGAGGAAAAUGAGCUAAAUUGUGUUUAUUGGACAGAAAGUGACAGCCAUCCUACGUUAAAUAAUUUGAUAAAUCUGGUAAAAUCUUUAUCUCUGCAAUCGUGUUCUAUAGAAAUAAACUCUAAGGAUUUUGCAAAUACAUUAGCAAGUGUUGGUGACUGGAGCAAAUGCACAUGUAAAAGUAUCAAAAGAGAAUUUAUGAAUUCAAAGAAAUUACACGAAGUUGAAUCUCUUGGAAACAUUAUUGGAAGAAUUGCUGCAACAAGAAAUAAUUUAGUAAUAGAUGCUGGUGCUGGGAAGGCAUAUCUAUCAACGUUUUUAGCAGAAAAUCAUAAGGUUCCUGUUCUCGCGAUAGAUUCUUCGCAAACAUGUAGCAAUGGAGCAAUUUGUAAGCAGAAAAAAUUCCAGAAGAGAAUGAGACAUACUCAGAGUUUGGUAUGUUAUGUAGUUGAGGAAAUAAAGGACAGUACCGAUUACGUGAGCAUGAUAAAAGAAAAUUUUUGCGAUUGGAAUAUAGAUAAAAAUGUUCUAUUAACCGGGUUACAUACUUGUGGUUCUCUUACUCAUUCUGUUAUUAGAGCAUUCUUAGCUACAAAAGAUAUUAAUAUUUUGUGUAUCGUGCCGUGUUGUUAUCAUUUGACAAACGAAACGUUUAAUAAACAAGUCAGUUUUUCUAAAAAUGCUAGAAUGUUAGCUCAGCAAUCUGUAGAAAGAAGUAGAAGAAAUAAAUUUGUAUCCUCGUCGUUAUUCUACAGGGCAAUUUUACAAGUGGUGUUACACUCUUUGGGUAUUUACAAUGCUAGAGUAGGUCGCGGAGGACCUUUACACGAUUUUCCAAGUUACGCCGAAUGGGCAUUUUCAAGAAUUGGGAUAGAAUUGGAAAAGAUACCAUCACGGGAAAAGUUGUCGAACACGUUCCAAUUUUAUGCGCAUCUAAAGGAAAAAUUUUAUAUAUUUCAAAUGGUGAGAGUACAAGUGGGUCUUGUACUAGAAGCAGCUAUUAUGUUGGAUAGAAUACUAUUUUUGCAAAGGAGUAAUCAGUGUUCGAAACUUGCGAUAUUGCGUUUAUUCGAUCCUAUGUUAUCUCCAAGGCGUUACGGUAUUAUCGCAGUAAAAUAAUAGAGGAGAACAUUUCGACGAACGAAGCUAACGAGUUGAUAGAAAAAAAAAAAUGCAUUUAUUACGUUG